UGGCUAACUAAACUUGGGAAGCUGCUAGCUAUGUAACGUUAUUGUUACAGCUUUUGAGUUUUUGUUGAAGUAAAUUAGAAUUAUAGUAAGUCUCCAUACGGAGGGAGGUCAUGGUGACUCGUAAACAGAAAAAGAUUAUAAGAUACGUGGAAGAUGGCAGUUUAACGAAGCUGAAGUCCUACUUUCGGAAACACUCCGACCUCGACGUCAACUUCUCCCAGGGGAAAAAGCGCAGGACUCCCCUGCACCUGGCCUGCUCGCUCGGUGAAGACGCCAUCCUCCGGCUUUUGUUGAAGUAUGGAGCCGACAUCCUUCAGAAAGACAAGAAAGGGGACACGCCCCUACACAUUGCUGCUAACAAGGCUCUGAAACAUGGCAAAAAAGGUGAAGGUCUGCCAGUAUUACUAAAAACAAAAAUAUGUAGCUAGAAUAAUAACACGCCUUCUAACCUUGUUCUUUUUUAUCCCCUUUUAUCAUGUAGUAUAUGAUGACUUCGUCGUGCCCCUUCAAAAGAGUUGCCCAGAUGCCAUGGUUGCACCAAAUAAUGCAGGAAUUACACCUCAGGACCUACUGCAAUGGAUGACAUUUGAGAAGGUAUGAAUGUCUCUGCCAUAUGCAUGUGUAAUAGGUUUUUUUAGGACAGAGCUAGGACAUGGUUGUAUUGUGUGCACAUACUUGAGCACUGUUUCUGAUGCUACUUUUCUCCCAAAGACUGCACCGAGGGGGAAGUCUUCAAAAGCGACAGAUGCUGAGAAAGAGUGGCAAGAGAAGCUCUUUGGGGAAUGCCAGGAUGAGUUUUUUGAAACCUUUGGACAAUAUGAUGGUAAUAUUUCACUCUUGAAUAAUGUGAUUAAAUAAUUGUACAUUUGUCAUAUUGAUGUUUUUUUAUUUAUUUGGCAGAUGAUUUAUUUGCGGAAGAUACCGAUGAGGAGGACUUUCAAGACUGGGCAGAUAGAAUUAGACAUGAGUAUGUCACUAAACAGCAUGCAGAGGCUCAAAGACUGGCAUCCUCAGGUUCUCAUGGGAAGAGGAAGAAAGGUGCGGAUGAGGAGGAGCGGGCUAACAGAGAGCUGCAUGAGAGGCUACAGAGGGAGCAUGACGAGUACCUGGCGCGUGCUGCACGGAAAGAGGAGGAGACGCGUCAGGGGAAGAAGCGGCGCUACGAGGAGCGAUGUGCAGAUACCUUCAGCACUGACACUGCAGCAGCGGCCACCACAAAAUUGAGUUAUCGGGACAUCCCCUGGCCGGCACCGAAGGGCUCAAUUGAGGAGAUGGUGGAGGUGAUGCUGCAUGGUGCAGACAGGAAAGACAUGCCAGUGUUCCGUAAACUCCUCAGGCGCCAGCAGACCGUUUGGCACCCCGAUAGGUUUGCCCAGCGCUGUGGGGCCCGGCUGGAGGAGGGAGACAAGCAGAGGAUCCUGGACACUGUCACUGCUCUCUCACAGGAGCUCAAUAGACUGGCUCAGAGCCUCAGGUGACAAAGUCAGACUGGAAUGGAACCUGAGAUAUGAGAUGUUGAACAGUCGGUCAUUUAGCCACUCACGGUCCUGUUCAUGCAGGGCAGUGGUUAUGUUUCAAGUUGUGGUCAGUUGUUUUGAUCUGUCAAAACAAAUUUCCACUUGAAGCACCUAAUUUCUUGGAUAAACUUGGCUGAGCUUCUUAUAUGGUAACUCAAUCUUGUCACCAUGCCAAUGUGUUGAGUGAAUGCCAUAUUUCGCAGAGUGCUGUAUUGUGUUGUGAACUUCUCGGCACUAGGACUUGAUGGAAGAGAUGAUGUUGCUGGAGAGAAUAAGUGUUUGCCUUGUUUAAUUUCUCAAAUUAAUUGAAAAUAAAUAACCUGUGAUUUCUUGAUCACAUAAGUAUUGCUUGAAUCAAUACUUGGAGGAAGCACAUUUGGCAGCA
Messenger RNA from Coregonus sp. 'balchen', 1902 nucleotides. The record is from the annotation of a GenBank genome assembly. NCBI's taxonomy places the organism in Eukaryota, Metazoa, Chordata, Actinopteri, Salmoniformes, Salmonidae.